This is a messenger RNA of Mangifera indica (mango), 2601 nucleotides long. RefSeq names its product alpha-L-fucosidase 2-like. Bases 86 to 2482 code for a protein of 798 amino acids. Gene Ontology annotation, biological process: carbohydrate metabolic process. Lineage: Eukaryota; Viridiplantae; Streptophyta; Magnoliopsida; Sapindales; Anacardiaceae. Gene Ontology annotation, molecular function: alpha-L-fucosidase activity. The record is from RefSeq and is a predicted model, not a curated record. The transcript has 10 exons.
AGUUGCAGUGGUUUCUUUAACGGAGGAUGGUGAGUGGGUUCUAGUGCCACGUCACGUGGAUAAAGACCUCCGGAACUCAAGUUUAAUGAUGGACUCUGAGUCUGUGACAACUAAACCUUUAAAGAUUACAUUCAAUGAACCCGCCAAGUAUUUCACCGACGCAAUUCCGAUCGGUAAUGGUCGCCUUGGAGCCAUGGUAUGGGGCGGUGUGAUGUCUGAAACUCUCCAGCUCAAUGAGGACACGCUCUGGACUGGGAUUCCGGGGAACUAUAGUAACCCUGAAGCUCCAGAGGCACUGUCUAAGGUCAGGCGUCUUGUUGACAUCGGUGAAUAUGCUGCAGCUACUUCUGAAUCAGUCAACUUACUUGGACAUCCUACAGAAGUUUACCAACUUCUUGGUGAUAUUAAAAUAGAAUUUGAUGAUUCUCAUCUUUCAUAUAUUGAAGAUACUUAUCAUAGAGAGCUAGACUUGAAUACUGCAACUGCACUAGUGAAAUAUUCUGUGGGAAAUGUAGAAUUCACAAGAGAGCAUUUUUCUUCAUAUCCAGACCAAGUGGUUGUGACAAAGAUUUCUGGAAGCGAGGUCGGGUCUUUGUCCUUUACAGUAUCUCUGGAUAGCAAGUUUGAUCAUAAUUCCUAUGUGAAUGGAAAAAAUCAGAUUAUAAUGGAAGGACAUUGCCCUGGAAAGAGAAUACCACCAACAGUGGAGACAAAUGAUGAACCCAAGGGAAUUCAGUUUUCUGCAGUUCUUGAUAUACAACUUAGUGAUGGAAGUGGCAUCAUACAUGCUCUAGCAAACAAGAAGUUGAAAGUUGAAGGUUCAGAUUGGGCAAUUAUUCUUCUAGUGGCUUCAUCCUCAUUUGAUGGACCAUUCACAAAGCCUUCAGAUUCUAAAAAGGAUCCUACUUCAGAGUGUCUUAGUGCAUUAAAAUCAAUUAAAAAUGUGUCAUAUUCAGACCUUUAUGCUCGACAUUUGGAUGACUAUCAGAACCUUUUUCACCGUGUCUCAAUACAGCUUUCAAAAAGCUUAAAAAGAAAUGAUGAUGCAGUUUCAACUGCAGAGAGGGUGAAAUCUUUUCAAUACAACGAGGAUCCAUCUUUGGUGGAGCUUCUAUUCCAAUUUGGUCGAUAUUUGCUUAUUUCUAGUUCACGGCCGGGAACUCAGGUGGCCAACCUGCAGGGAAUAUGGAAUGAAGAUCUGCAGCCAAAGUGGGAUUCUGCUCCUCAUGUAAACAUCAAUCUUGAAAUGAACUAUUGGUUGUCAUUGCCUUGCAACCUUAGUGAGUGCCAGGAGCCUUUAUUUGAUUUCCUUACCUCUCUGUCCAUCAAUGGAACUAAAACUGCAAAAGUGAACUAUGCAGCAAGUGGCUGGGUAGCCCAUCACAAGUCUGAUAUAUGGGCAAAAACAUCAGCCAAUCUAAGUAAAGCUGUAUCGGCUAUGUGGCAGAUGGGUGGAGCAUGGCUUUGUACACAUCUGUGGGAGCACUACAAUUAUACAAUGGACAAAGAUUUUCUUAGAAGUAAGGCGUAUCCUUUGUUGGAAGGAUGUGUAUUAUUUCUGUUGGAUUGGUUGAUUGAAGGUAAUGAUGGCUAUCUUGAAACCAACCCCUCAACUUCACCUGAACAUAAUUUUAUUGCUCCUGAUGGUAACAUAGCCUGCGUGAGCUACUCAUCAACCAUGGAUAUGGCUAUUAUCAGAGAAGUUUUUUCUGCUUUUAUUUCUGCCACCAAGGUUUUGGGACGAAGUGAUGAUACUCUUCUUGCGAAAGUGAGAAAGGCUCUACCAAGGCUUCGUCCAACAAAAAUUGCAGAAGAUGGAUCAAUCAUGGAAUGGGCACAAGAUUUUAAGGAUCCAGAGGUGCAUCAUCGACAUCUUUCUCACCUAUUUGGCCUGUUUCCAGGGCACACAAUAACCAUUGAAGGAAAUCCAGGCCUUUGUAAAGCUGCAGAAAAGACCCUUCAGAAACGAGGAGAGGAGGGCCCUGGAUGGUCAAUGGCAUGGAAAACUGCUCUUUGGGCACGUCUCCAUAACAGUGAACAUGCAUAUCGGAUGGUCAAGCUUCUGAUUAACUUGGUAGAUCCAGAUCAUCCGAUAGCUUUUCAUGGUGGUCUAUAUAAUAACUUAUUUGCAGCUCAUCCUCCUUUCCAAAUUGAUGCCAACUUUGGUAUUACAGCAGCAGUUGCAGAAAUGCUUAUGCAGAGUACCCUGAACGACUUGUAUUUACUUCCAGCCAUACCUCUGGAUAAAUGGGAGAACGGAUGUGUUAAAGGAUUGAAAGCACGAGGCGGAAUGACCGUAAAUAUCAACUGGAAAGACAGUGAUCUUCAUGAAGUACAUCUCUGGUCGAAGGAUCAAGAUUCUCUCAAAAAUUUGCAUUAUCGGGGAACUAGAGUCACCGUGAAUAUAUCAUCCAGCAGAAUAUACACAUUCAACAGACAAUUACAGUGUAUCUGCACAAGCUCACUACCAGAAGUAAUCUAGUUUUUCAAUGUAAAGAAAAAAAAAAAAAAAAGGGUUGCAACAAUAAUUUGCAGUGGAUAUUAUCCUCUUAUUGGCUUAGUAUCAAAUUUAAUGUUUAUACUGCCUUCAGUUUUGUGCAA